CAUGGUCAAUACUUAAUUUUCAACUAUUAUGUUGGCAUAAUUCUUAAGAGAAUUGAAAUAAUUUAAAAUUUAAUCCAUUGCCAUUAAUUCAUCGGCCAUUGUAAAUAGCAAAAGCUGGGCUCAGGUCGCUAAAAAUAGUGUGUCUAGGAAAUUUCAAGUAGCAUAGUUAUUUAAAUAACUUAAACAAGUAUGCAAAGCUUCUUACAAGGUUCAAUUUUACAACUACAAGAAGAUGUGUUAAACAAUAGCUAAGCUGACACAGGUACUAAACCUUGAAUAUAGUUUUAAACAAUGAGUCAAGUUUGGGAGAAAUUGUAAGGGAUUUACUUAAACUACCUGAAUGUUGUACUCAAAGCAGCUUAACCGGCGUGGUGUUUUAUUUUAUGGCCUAUGGGAAAGCUACAUAAAUAGGCUGAUUAGCAAAUGUUGGUCAGUACAGUUCGGUGUCCUGUCGAGGAUGGUUCUUCCUUCCAAGUGCAAAAUCGUUGACUGUGCAUAAUUACUGAGUGAAUUUGUGAAAAUCAAAGUGCUCUACAAACCUUUUUAAAAUGUCGACGGUUGGUGUAAGUGUUGCCAACCUCGAGUUUGACGCUGCGCAAGCUCUGUUGGAUCUCCAGAGCAAUUUCCGUCAAAGAAGACAAGAAAAUUAUGAAGAGAAUACCAAAGAAUCUGGGGACACAGCUAAAUUAUUUCUGAGCUGUUUUAUAGCUUCGAAUGUAACGAAACCAAACACUACUACGGUUCCUGUGACUCAAGUCCAAUCUACAGGCCCCCUGUAUCCAAUUAAAAGUGAUGUGGGGACUUCAAUGCAAACUGUCAAAAGAAAAACGCCUGAUUAUGAAUUACCGCAUGACUAUAGCGUCGGCGGUCCACAUCAUAAUGAAAAGCCAUACGCAGAAGACUCUGAAAACAAAAAGGCUAAAACGACGAAAAGAAAGUCCAUAAAACAAUUUACGGUGACCGCGGGCCCUGUGCCAGAUGCUUUGGCUAACAAAAAAGCUGAUCUGACCAAUAAGCCAAAUAAAGCGCAUACUCCUGAAAAAAGAAAAAGAACUCGGGAUGUAGCUACUCAGACCGAAGAAAGGGCAGCUAUAGAAUCGAUGGAAAGUACUAUAGCUACCUUGUGCGAGAAAAUAAAAUGCCUCCAAGCAGAAAUAGAAGCUCUUACAGAACAGAACGAAAAGAUUGCCAGACAACUUUCUGAAAGUGAACAAGAUUUUGAUUGUGACGAUGAUGAGUCUUACAAAGCAGACUCUAAUGAAAUGGACGAUAGCAAUGCAUAUGACUCGGAUUUGGACGACACUGACUACAUCACACCCAAAAAAGAAAAUAAACCGAAACUUAAAGUUGAACAACACAAUGGGCAUAACAAACCCACAAAGGUUUUGAAAAACAGAAAUCUCAACACUAAUGAUGACGUGGUAUCUCUUGGAGAUGGAAACGCAGUGAUUCCAUCUAGAAUCUUUAGACACAUCAAUUGGAAUUCCUACACCAGUGCUACACGAAAAUUAUUGACAGCUGUGUUUUCACGCAGAGUUUUGGCUACACAUUCUCUAACUGGCAAACCGUCACCAGCGUUCCCAAAUAAACCAGCCAAGAAGAAACUUGAUCAGUCAAUAGUUAAUGACAUUGUUCAAACAGUAGUCGAGCGUUGUUGUGUCCCGGAAAAUGUUGUCAGGACCAGCAUAACUACAAAAUGCGCAGAUGAAAGCAAAAUGUUCCGCACUCGCCAACAAAAUAAGAAGAAGCGCAAACUUAAGUUUAACAGAGAAAACAUCCCACCAGGAUCGGAAUCUGAUGAUUCGGAUGAACGAUGAAUUUUAAAAUAUGUAACAAACUAAGAUACGGGUACCUACUUCUUUAGCUAGGACUUUUACAUUAUAAGAUUAUUGACAAAAUAAAUUUAAAGUGGUUACCACUAACUCCGCCACCGAGAUCAACCGGUGCCAG
Trichoplusia ni (cabbage looper) is the source of this 1950-nucleotide messenger RNA. RefSeq names its product early boundary activity protein 1-like. The record is from RefSeq and is a predicted model, not a curated record. The coding region runs from base 549 to 1817 and encodes 422 amino acids. Gene Ontology annotation, biological process: negative regulation of Notch signaling pathway; positive regulation of neuron differentiation. Gene Ontology annotation, molecular function: DNA binding; transcription corepressor activity. NCBI's taxonomy places the organism in Eukaryota, Metazoa, Arthropoda, Insecta, Lepidoptera, Noctuidae. Gene Ontology annotation, cellular component: nucleus. The transcript has 11 exons.